This is a messenger RNA of Papaver somniferum (opium poppy), 1983 nucleotides long. RefSeq names its product calcium-dependent protein kinase 13-like. The transcript is spliced from 7 exons. The coding region runs from base 127 to 1734 and encodes 535 amino acids. Gene Ontology annotation, cellular component: cytoplasm; nucleus. Gene Ontology annotation, biological process: protein autophosphorylation; peptidyl-serine phosphorylation; intracellular signal transduction. NCBI's taxonomy places the organism in Eukaryota, Viridiplantae, Streptophyta, Magnoliopsida, Ranunculales, Papaveraceae. Gene Ontology annotation, molecular function: calmodulin binding; calcium ion binding; ATP binding. The record is from RefSeq and is a predicted model, not a curated record.
CUCUAAUUACCAACUCAACCACUUUCUCUCUUCGUCCCUACUACUCUUCUCCUUCUCCUUCACACUCUCCUGGAAAAUGUUAGGGUUAAAUAUUUAGGGUUCAGAAAUUAUCUCUACAGAAAAAUAAUGGGAAACUGUUGUAGAUCUCCUGCUUCAGUAGCAAGAGAAGAUGUAAAACCAAGAAACUCAGUUCAUCACGAGAACAAGAAUCACUACAACAAGGAAAAUGAGACAACUAAGAAGACGAUUAAAGUGUUAAAUGAGAUUUCCAAAGUAAAGAUUGAAGAGAAAUACUUGAUAGAUAAAGAAUUAGGGCGAGGUGAAUUUGGUGUUACAUAUCUAUGUAUUGGUAAAGAGAGUAAGGAAUUGUUGGCGGUGAAAUCGAUAUCGAAGAGGAAGUUGAGGAGUAAUGUUGAUGUUGAAGAUGUAAGAAGAGAAGUAGAAAUAAUGAAACAUUUACCAACGAAUUCGAAUAUUGUGAGUUUAAAAGAAACAUAUGAAGAUGAGAAUGGUGUACAUUUAGUUAUGGAAUUAUGUGAAGGUGGUGAGUUGUUUGAUAGAAUUGUUGCUAGAGGUCAUUAUAAUGAAAGAGCUGCUGCUAGUGUUGUUAAAACUAUUGUUGAAGUUGUUCAAAUUUGUCAUAAUCAUGGUGUUAUUCAUAGAGAUUUGAAGCCGGAGAAUUUUUUGUUUGCUAAUAAAAAGGAGAAUUCGCCGUUGAAAGCUAUUGAUUUUGGAUUGUCUAUAUUUUUUAAGCCUGGGGAGAAGUUUUCAGAAAUUGUUGGAAGUCCAUACUACAUGGCACCAGAAGUGCUUAAGCGGAAUUAUGGACCAGAAAUUGAUAUUUGGAGCGCAGGUGUCAUUCUGUACAUCUUAUUGUGUGGAGUUCCACCAUUUUGGGCUGAGUCAGAGCAAGGAGUUGCUCAAGCUAUUAUACGUGGAGUAAUAGAUUUUAAACGAGAUCCAUGGCCCAACGUUUCUGAGAGUGCCAAGGAUUUGGUUUCUAAAAUGUUGCAAGCUGACCCAAAACUACGAUUAACCGCAAAGCAAGUGCUUGAGCAUUCUUGGCUACAACAUGCUAAAAAAGCUCCAAAUGUUUCUCUUGGGGAUGUGGUCAAAUCAAGACUGAAGCAGUUCUCGGUGAUGAACAGAUUCAAAAGAAAGGCCCUAAGGGUUAUUGCUGAGCAUUUAUCUGUUGAAGAAGUUGAAGACAUUAAAGUGAUGUUUCAGAAGAUUGACACAGAUAAUGAUGGUAUUGUGUCAGUCGAGGAACUAAAAGUUGGCCUUCAGAAAUUUGGUUCUCAGCUCGCGGAGUCUGAAGUACAGAUGCUUAUUGAAGCUGUAGACACUAACGGGAAAGGGACAAUGGAUUACGGUGAAUUUGUUGCAGUUUCCCUCCAUUUACAAAGGAUGGCUAAUGAUGAGCAUCUCCGCAAAGCAUUCUCAUACUUUGACAAGGACAGCAAUGGUUACAUUGAACUACAAGAGCUUGAAGAUGCCUUACUGGAGGACGGAACUGAAGACUGUGCAGAUGUCGCAAAUGAUAUCUUCCAGGAAGUAGACACUGACAAGGAUGGAAAAAUCAGUUACGAUGAGUUUGCUGCAAUGAUGAAAACUGGAACUGACUGGCGCAAGGCUUCAAGACAUUACUCUAGAGGAAGAUUUAACAGUCUCAGCAUAAAGCUGAUGAAAGAUGGGUCUCUAAACAUGGGUGGGGAACCAGUAACUAGUACAUAAACAUCAUGGUUUACACUCAUUGAGGCAGACAAACACUUGUAUUUGUUCCACGUUACCUGAAAUUCCUUUUUAUUUUUGUACGAUUAUUUCCAGGCCCGGCUCUGAAGCCUGGUAACCCAGGCUCCAGCCCAGAGUAGAAAAGAAAGUACAAUUUUAAAGGCCAGAGUUUGUUAUUGGGAAACUUCGGCGCAGACCCAAAAAAAGAAAUAUUCUCAUUGUUAGACCCACAAUUAAUUUUUAGUUCCGUGA